Molecule: messenger RNA, 1844 nt
Organism: Caenorhabditis sp. 36 PRJEB53466
Lineage: Eukaryota; Metazoa; Nematoda; Chromadorea; Rhabditida; Rhabditidae
Source: the annotation of a GenBank genome assembly
AUGCGGCACGCACUUAGUCUGAAGGUACGUCAUUUUCCUUCCAGACCCUCUGAAGUUGGCUGGUCGAACAGGCGAUUUCAGGCGCCUCAAAAGCAGGCGUCUGGUUUUUUCAGGCGCCUGUUCGACCAGCCUACUCUGAAGCCAACCUGUUUCCUUUUUCAGGCUACCAAUACAGCGCACGCAAAUGCAGCGACGAACAAGGAAAAUGCCAAAGAUGCGCCACAAAUGGGAGGGAAACUGACUCGCCAGAUCGGAAGCUCCAACUUGCGUCGUGAAAUGCUUCCUGAAAUGGAAAAGAUGACGAAAGCGGAGCCACUCAUCCAGACGAAUGCGAAAGAGAACUUUGAAGUGUAUGAAGAUCCUGUUGAAGAUCCCGAUCCGUUGCCUUCUGAAAAUGGGCCGAGCAAAGACAAUAACAUGAUUCAUUUGCUGGAACGAAAGAUGGAACGAAAGGUAUGAGUGAGAGUGAGAGUUGCUGAAACAGCUAUCGGUUUCAGAGUCGCGAACAGGAUGCCAAAAAGAAAACGAGUUUUGAAGAAGACAGAAGCAGGUUCCUGACGACUCGAAAUAACAGCGAAAUCAUGUCGGUCUACUCGGAACCAGCGUCGGAACUGCGUGGAGGAUCAUCUGUCACGUACGAUGACGACGAUUGCGACGUGAGUUAUCAGUAUUCCCAAGAUAUUUAGGAAACGUUUUGGUUUUCAGAAGGUUUCCGUAGCAUCAUCCACGUUCACAACCAUCCGAGCAUCCUUCUCACUGAUCAAUUUCGAUAAGAAACAGAAGGAAAGCGAAAAGAAGAAAGAAGAAGCGGCAGCUAAGGAAGCAGCAAAAUUGACGGAGAAGAAGAAGAAAGAGAAAGAAGCUCGCGACGAGAGCAUGUUCACUUCGGAAGAAUACUUCGGAGACGUCUUGAAGUACAUGAUGAGCCGACAGAUGAAGUACCGGGCUCCGCACAAUUACAUGCAUAAACACAUUGAUAUCAACGAGGACAUGCGGACGAUACUCAUCGACUGGUUCCACGACGUCGUCAGAGAGUACCACCUCCAGAAGGAAACUUUCCAUCUGGCCGUUGCCCUGGUUGAUCGUGUCCUUUCGUUCCUGACUGUCGACAGAGUGCAGUUCCAGCUUGUCGGGACAACUUCUCUUAUGAUAGCUUCGUGAGUCAUGCAUACGGUUUCUGAAAUACUAAAUUCCAUGUUUCAGAAAGUACGAAGAGAUCUUUCCUCCGGAAUCCGAGGAGUUUGCCAUCAUAACUGAUCACACGUACCGAUUGUCGGACAUUCUCAAGAUGGAGAAAUACCUUCUCCGCCACUUAGUGUUCAAUGUCUCCUCUCCGACUGUCGCGUGGUUCGGAGCGUGCUUCUGCAAAAGAAUGCAGUUCAAUCAGUGAGAACUACUAGACUUGAACACUUUAUCAGUCAAUGUUUUCAGGAAAAUGAGCAAAUCGGCCGAUUAUCUCUUGGAUUUGUCACUUCUCGAAGUCGACUUUCUUCAAUACCGUCCUUCCGAUAUAGCGGCCGCUUGUUGUUGCUUCGCUAACAUUCAGUACAAUUUGGAAGGCUGGCCGCAGAAGAUGACAGACGACACUGGAAUAAAAACGAGCGAUUUUGAGUUGAUUCUGAAAGAUUUGCACAGGUCAGUAUCAAGCUCUUGUGUACUCAGAUUUCCCUGAAUCUGCUUGUUUCAGACUGUACAUCUGUGCUUCGACAGCCGAUAACAAGUCCAUAUUCACCAAGUACAGCGAGCCAGAGGAGAAGGAGAUCGCCUUGAUUCCCGCCCCGACGGAUAAGCUCGGUGAGCUUUUCCCGAAUGUUUUCAGAGCCCGUAAGCCUGAAACCGACUGA